Molecule: messenger RNA, 4633 nt
Organism: Neopelma chrysocephalum (saffron-crested tyrant-manakin)
Lineage: Eukaryota; Metazoa; Chordata; Aves; Passeriformes; Pipridae
Gene: ZC3H15
Product: zinc finger CCCH-type containing 15
Exons: 10
Coding region: 90-1382 (430 amino acids)
Biological process (GO): cytoplasmic translation
Cellular component (GO): cytosol
Molecular function (GO): mRNA binding; metal ion binding
Source: RefSeq, a predicted model, not a curated record
UGUUCUCGUUCCCGAGCCAUUCCCGGCCUCUUCCCGAGCCAUUCCCGGCCUCUUCCCGCAGCCCCCAGCGGGAGCUGCCCCGCCCCGCCAUGCCCCCCAAGAAGCAGCAGCAGCCGGCGGGGGGCAGCAAGAAGGCGGACCAGAAGAAGAAGGAGAAGAUCAUCGAGGACAAAACAUUUGGCCUAAAGAAUAAAAAAGGUGCAAAGCAGCAGAAGUUUAUCAAGGCUGUGACUCACCAGGUGAAGUUUGGUCAGCAAAAUCCCCGUCAGGCUGCUCAAACAGAAAGUGAGAAGAAAUUAAAAAAAGAAGACAAGAAGAAGGAAUUACAAGAAUUAAAUGAGCUCUUCAAGCCUGUGGUUGCUGCACAGAAAAUUAGCAAAGGUGCUGACCCCAAAUCUGUAGUUUGUGCUUUCUUCAAGCAAGGGCAGUGCACUAAAGGAGACAAGUGCAAGUUUUCUCAUGAUUUGUCUUUGGAAAGGAAGUGUGAAAAACGGAGUGUCUACAUUGAUGCAAGAGAUGAAGACCUUGAAAAAGAUACAAUGGACAACUGGGAUGAGAAGAAGCUGGAGGAAGUGGUGAACAAGAAGCAUGGUGAGGCAGAAAAGAAAAAACCCAAAACCCAAAUAGUCUGCAAAUAUUUCCUUGAUGCUAUUGAAAACAACAAAUACGGGUGGUUUUGGGUCUGUCCAGGAGGAGGAGACAACUGUAUGUACCGUCAUGCUCUGCCUCCAGGCUUUGUGUUAAAAAAAGACAAAAAGAAGGAGGAAAAGCAAGAUGAAAUUUCCUUAGAAGACUUAAUAGAAAAAGAGCGUGCUGCCUUAGGACCAAAUGUUACCAAAAUUACUCUAGAGUGUUUUAUUGCGUGGAAGAGAAGAAAAAGACAAGAAAAAAUUGAUAAGGCUGAGCAAGAUAUGGAGAGGAGGAAAGCAGAUUUUAAAGCUGGCAAAGCAUUGGUGAUUAGUGGACGUGAAGUAUUCGAGUUCCGGCCAGAGCUGGUUGAUGCAGACGAUGAAGAAGCAGAUGACACCCAUUAUGUUCAAGGAGCAGGAGAUGAUGAUGAGAUGGAAGACCCUGUGUGCAUAAAUGAUGUGGAUUUGAACCUGUAUGUCCCCAAGGCAGUGGAGGAGACUGGUAUUACAGUGGCUAGUCCUGAGCGAUUCAGCACGUACACUUCAGUAGAAAAAGAUGAUAAUAAAUUAAGUGAAGCUUCUGGUGGUGAUAUAAACAGCAGCGAGCAAAAUGAUUUAGAGGAAGAUAAUGAUGGAGAUGGGGAAUUGGAAAAUGGAGUAAUUGAUGCUGUUCCAGUUGAUGAAAAUCUGUUUACUGGAGAGGACUUGGAUGAACUAGAAGAAGAACUAAACACUCUUGAUUUAGAAGAAUGAACUAAAAAGCUCAAGUGAGGAAUUAAAUCUCUGUGACAAAGUGAAAACUGACUACAUUUUUUCUCCUUUUUGAAUAGAAUUCUUAAACAGGAUGUUUUUCGUUAUGCAGCUGAAUAUGAUGGGCACGUGGUAUCCCAGGAAUGUUUUCCUUCAAUCUCAUCUACUCCAGUCUUGACUUAUGUUCACAGUAAAACUUUCAGAGUAGGUCAGAGUUACUCGACAGCUGAAUUUGCAGACAGUGAGAUUAGAACUUUCCACUAAAAGUAAGAAGUGUAACUGCUUUGCCAGUAUGCAAGUGGGCAAUUUGACACCAGGUACAGUAUAAAAAUCCAAGUAUUCAUUCUUCACAGAAAUUGCAUUUUUAUUAGUGAUUGUGUUGAUUUAGAAACUGCCUGAAGUGGUUUUUAGGCAGGACACUCUAAUGGAGCUGAUGCAGAUUAUGCUUCUUUAAGUGGUGAUUAGCUUUACUUGAUCAGCUGGAUUACUGAAGAUUGUCAACUGAUAGAUCAUACAAUACAAUGUGGUGCCCUCUGUUUAAAAUAUUUUAAACUUUCUCACCACCUUUUGCCAAUAAAUCUGUAAAUAAAAACUAUCAACUUUAAAAUACCUGUGUUGAUUUUUCUCUGCUGAGUUAGGAUAUCAUACCAAACUGUUAAGAACUGGUUUUUCUAAUAGAGUGGUAAAUGUUUUUCUCUGCAGUCUUGAUACAGAAGUGAUGAUGUUGGCUUCAGUUAAAUUUGGAUUACCUGUAGUUACAAUUUUUUCCCCUGCACUCAAUGCAGUGUAAAAUUCAGCAGCCGGCUUUUCUCCCUUCCUGUUCUUCCUUCCUGCCCACCUGUGAACUGAUGUGAUACCUGCUGUGCAUCGCUCCCUGCCAUUCCAGCCUCCUUCUUUCCCACUGUCUUUUGUAGACUAGUGAAGACUCCAGGCUCUGCAGAGCAGGGAUGUUGAGGUCCAGACAAUGCCUGGCUUGCCUUUGGAGUGCUGGAAAUAGCAGGAGGUUGUGCAGGGCUGAGUUUCCUGAGGGCAGAGCAGUGCUGUCCCCUGUCAGGCUGCCAUCCAGCCAGUGUGUCCUUUCCCAAAGGAUUGAGGCCCUGCCAUAAAGGUGAUGCUUUCACAGGCUGUGUCUCCUUGCCAUAAUACCAAUAAUAUCUGCAACAAUAUAGCUGUACUAAAGAUACCAUUUGUAUCAAUUUUUCAAAAGCUUUUAAAGUACUACUUAAAGGCCAUUAAGAGUCGAGGUGGUGUUGUUGAGCUUUCCCAACCUGCUUUUGGGUGGGAAUAUUGGCUUUAAUGGUUAUUUCUGGCACUGCUGAAUUGACUCUUGUACCCUGAAUGCUAUUUCUAAAUUAGCUGACUUAGACUGUUUUUUUGCCCUUUUUGGGAUCUUUGUGGAAUUCGUUUUCUCCUGUAGGAACAAGAAGCAGUACUUGGGAGAAAGAGGCCUGCAGAACUUGACUUCUAAAUGUAAGUGUUUAAGGAAAAGCUACAAUAUCAGAUGGAAAUAUUUAUUUAUGCAGAUUUUUUCUCCCCGUGGCCAUAAAUAAACAGUGUUGACGGAUUGUUGUAUUAUACUGGCCAGCAAUAGGAUGCCUGGCCAUCAGGACACUUAAGAAUGCAAUUCAUUUGAAUGUAUGUUGCAUAAUUUUUCAAAGUUGUAUAUUUUAAAUGGGAAUAAAAGUAAUUUAAUCAUUAUCAAGGAUGAGAAUGGCUUUCUAUAUGUUGUGACUUAAAGGUUGUUUUUUUGCAUAUAAUACUCAUUUCUAUAGUACUGAUGUGCUUCACUGAUAUAAAUAGGUCAAGCCUUUGCCAAAAUUCUGUUCGUGUUACUUAUUUGCAUUUUACAGUGGAGGAAUGACAGGGUGACUCAUACCAAUUUCAGCUAAUAAAACACAGAUGAGCAGAGAGAGAGUGUCCUUUUGGGUCUAAAGGGCUUGGUUGUGGUGCACAACUCCUUUGUGCAGGUGUUAGUUAAGCAUUAGGACAGUCACCUUGCUUAGUCCUGAAAUACAUUAAAUAUCCCUGAGUUAGUUGAAGAAAACCUGAUUUUCCUAGGCAGGAGUUGUUGACAGAUGGCUUCAUGUGGGCAGGAAACAAUAGUUCUCUGUCCCUGUUUUGGUUUUUACCCUCUUUCCUCUCAACUUACUCUGGCUAAGCUUGUUCUGGCCCCUUGGCUUGGUUGCUCUGCCUGGAUUUCCACCUGUGGAAGCAGUGACUGCUUUUAGAGGGUUCCUUGUUAGUGCUCAUUCAGACAGACUCCUGAAGGUGAGUUGCAGUGUGUUGUGCUACAUGUUCCUUCUGCUCACAGGUAGGCUUGAAUAUAACCUGCUAAAGGUCCUGAAUCUUCAGAGUUAAAGAGGCCCAAAUUUGCAGCUGACAGGGAGUUUCAGACAAUAAAUGUCAAUUAAAAAUAAAUGCCAAGGCCUUGCUUGGGGUAGAUGAACCAUUAAUGUUUUGGAAAGGAGUGCUGUGAUAGGAGGGAGUUCACCCGGGUAUGACAUCACUAAGUUGUUCCUAUUGAUGCAAACUUCACCAAAUUAGUCUGAUAUCAAGUGAAUGAGUCACUUCUGGAAAAACGAGAUAUAAUCUGAAUCCCAAAAUAAUAGUGUUUUCAUUUCAGUGACUGUCCGGUUAUUAUGGGUCAAAAAUAGAGUAUUUCCUUGUUCCAGGAGCAGGAAGACUCAGUUCAGGACACACACUGGGUUCAGGUCAGGCUGUAAAGCACCAUAAGCUGGGUAAGUUUGUAGCCCUUGCAGCCUGGGCCCUGUUUGUGUCAUCUUGGUGUUCUCCUACCUUAGGUGAGCACUCCAUGAGCAAUGUGAUGGAGCUGUGGUUUGAGCAUCUCCUGAGGGAACAUGCUGGUGUAGCACCCUGCCUUCACAGCACCUUUGGUACUGGGCACAAAAAACAAUUGUGGGGACAAAAAAACCAUUUAAAAAAAUGCUGCAGUAAACCCAUGCCUUUCCUUCCUGGUGUUUGCUGUUGUGGGGGUGGAGUAUUUGUUGACUUUCAACUUCAGUGUAUGUUAAAAUCCCAUUUCAGUCACGCACACAAACUGCUUGCCCUGCUGUAACUGGCUGGUUUUAAAUUCAGUUAAGUUUGGGGGGUUGUUUGAGACCCAUGUGAUUGAAUUUUGUGCUUGUCACUGCUUUGUUAUUCAGAGCUCCCUACUUUUUUUUUAAUAAUAAACACUGUGCACAAAGGGCUGGAAAAAAUUUGGUUAAAAAUUAAAGGUAAAAACUGACCUUAAA